Paramormyrops kingsleyae is the source of this 960-nucleotide messenger RNA. Its product is annotated as BAF nuclear assembly factor 1. Gene Ontology annotation, biological process: chromosome organization. Gene Ontology annotation, molecular function: DNA binding. Gene Ontology annotation, cellular component: nucleus; condensed chromosome. The record is from RefSeq and is a predicted model, not a curated record. Lineage: Eukaryota; Metazoa; Chordata; Actinopteri; Osteoglossiformes; Mormyridae.
UUCCUGUACAAUUUCUAUGACGGAAGCGCUUAAAAAUUGGCGGCGGGAUCCGGAAACAGUAUUAGAAUUUUCCUGAGCGCAAUUGCAGACGAUAUACGGACGCCUGUCCACGAUUAAUUGAAAGAAAAAAAAAGAAAGAAAGACAGCUGACACAGGGCACAGCAGACAGCCAGAAUGUCAUCGACAUCCCAAAAACACAAGGAAUUCGUAGCCGAGCCCAUGGGCGAGAAGUCUGUGAUGGCGCUGGCAGGAAUCGGGGAGGUUUUGGGGAAACGACUGGAGGAGAAAGGCUUCGAUAAGGCAUAUGUUGUCCUGGGCCAGUUCUUGGUGCUAAAAAAAGAUGAGGAACUGUUUCGUGACUGGCUGAAGGACACCUGUGGCGCUAACGCCAAGCAGCAGGGCGACUGCUACAGCUGUCUACGUGAAUGGUGUGACUCCUUCCUGUAAUCCCACCCUCUGGCACUGUGCCUUUUCUCACAGUCUCAUCCACGUCGUCUCCAGUGCUCGAGUUGCCACCACAAAUCUGUAUAUCAUCCACGUUCUCCUACACUGUGUAUAGACUGUUCCUCGCACACAGUACCUCUUACAAUGUGUAUGUUGGGUUUUGGUUUUUGGAGGAAUGACUGAUACAGAUGGAUAUGAUGGAAUUAGUACUAUUGAACCCGAAGAUGGAAUAUUUUAACUACAACAUGAAAAAUCGUUCUUUUUAUUUUGAAUUUAACAUUUAAUAUCCUAAAACAUGUUCACUUUGGGGUACAGUUUUAUGAAAUAUUUGGUAACUCUUUAAUUGGUCAUUUCUUGGAUUUUCUCACCCUGAUGUAAGUGUUGUAUUUUAAAUAAAGAAUUGCAAGGCAGUCCUGUUUUGUGAUAUGAGAACUCCAAAGUCAUGCUGAGCUCUUAGAGGUAUUGGAAAAAGCCCAGGCCCACAGAACCUACUAAAUAAAGUGAAAUAUAACCUUU